GCGCAGCGAGUGGGGUGACGGUCCCAGCUCGAUGGUGGCGAGCCGCGCCGACUCGCGCGACAGUCCGGGCCCGCCGCGGCCGACGGCGCUACCGCCGCCCUCGCCGCCCGUCCCGCAACAGGUGCCGCCGGACCCGCUGGACGUGAGCGGCAUGCUGGCGCUCUCCGUGGACAGUCCGCCGUCCGAGCCGCCGCCCAUGCCGCUGCCCCUCUGCGAGCCGCCCGUGCCGCCCGCCGCCGAGAUACCCUUUCAGAUGCAGGGCUGCUCCAAACGCAACACGUCCGACUCCCCGCACGUGCGCGCGGCCCUGCAACGCAUCUCGAGCGGCGAGGCGACCGUGGCCGAGGCGUCCAUCCAGUACGACAUCCCCAUCCCGACGCUGUACCUCAACAUGCGCCGCACGGGCGUGAAGGCGCGCGGACGCGUCGGCAUGGCCGGUAAACGGAAGCCUCGCGGUGCCGCCAUGAGCGUCGAGAUGCGGAGCGCUCUGGACGAGAUCGGCGCCGGCACUAUCACCGCCUCCAAGGCGUCCCGGAAGUACAACAUCACGCUGCCUCGCAUCAUGUCCUGGAUGCGCAAGUUGGGCGUGCGAAGCGCCUACGCGCGAAACAACACGGCGGCGCCGCCCGAGAUGCGUCCGGGGCCCGAAGCCGAAAGUCCUGCCAUCUGACGGGCUAUGGAGCAACCUGUGUCAGAGAAAGCGGCCAUGAGACGGCGCGGCCGACCGCGCCGCGCUUUACGAGUCUAUCUAUAGCGGUUCCUGAGUCGUGAUUCUGGGCUCGCCAAUGGCACUCGCUUUCUGUUUUCCAGACGCUUCACUCCCGGAAUUCGUCGAAGGCACGAGGUGUCACACGGAACCGGCGAGGUCUCCAAUGAGCUCAAAAUCGCGACUCGCCCCAGCUGUAGGCAGCAACAACUGUAUCCAGAACCGCUUCCAGGCCGCCUGUAGCCUGGACGUGACUGCGAGGCCGAUGUGCCCUGUCCGGUCCGUAGUGUCUGCGCCUGUCGCGAGGGCCGCCGUCAGCUCUGCCGGAACGUCGCCGGUCACCUACGGCCGUGACCGGGGCUGGCACGUGUGCAUACUGGCGUCGGCGCAGCGCGCGACGCGAGCUGAUCACAGCCAGGUAGCUACCACUUGCCAAAGAGCGGCGUAUAUAACCUUUGGAGUGGCUAGUCAGUCAGUGAAUCCUCGGCGGCGUGGCCCGCCGUUCGGCGGUGGCGGCACCAUGCGUCGACAUGGUCGAUGCGUUCGCACGGAUCGUGCGGGCCGACUGGGCGUGCUCCCCUCCGGCGGGACGGACAGAGGCGCUCCGGGUCCCGGACGCGCCGGCUGGCCGGCGCGUCAGGUCCUGGUCGGGCCGCAGUCAUGCCGGCCCGGAGGCAUGCAUGAUUUGCUGUCGAGGAAGGCCGUAAGGAAGGCUUUUCAGUUCAGUUUCAAAGGGAAUGUUUCACACCAGUUUGGUGCUUUGAAUUCGGAUAGUUGGUUCGUUAUACACAAUGAGAUAUCCACAACCACAACUGCAUUGAGGCCUAGCGUUCUUGUCGAGCUUGAAUUCCGCGAAUCGGCGGGUUACUUAAAAUGCCGUGGCAUGGCUGGGAGGUGUCCCCAACGGCUGGCUAGGCCGUUGGUCGGCCGCGCCGCGCUAGCCGCCGCUGCCGGCCGUGGAUCGACUGGACGUGACGCUGCGCGCGGCGUGACUCGACAAGGCCGCGUCGUUCCUGUAAAGAUGUGAUACUUUUAGCGCUGCUAUCUAAAAUUUCGACGUUUCUAACUAAAGCGUUAACAUGACCAUGCUCCGGCGGGGAUGAUGGUUUUGUCCUUGUGCGGUGGCCCGUGAAGGUGAAUCAUUCCUUUAAACCAAAACCUCAUUGAGAAACCGUUCUUGCUAGUUUCAGCUAAACUGAUGGCCGGCAUUGUUGAUGCUAGAGUGUGAUGAGCGCACUGACACCUGGUGAGAGGCAUUAUGUGGGCAUCUUUUGCGUAUGAUGUGCGCAUCAAUGUGAACGUGGUUGACGGUGGGGAGGUGGGACGUUGCGCCCUGUCGCCGCCUCUGCCGUGGUGCUGUGGGCCGGACUCUCCCUGUUCGCUCCCAGACCACGAGGCUCCUGACGCUGGGGACGGCCAGCGGCACCGACCGCCGCCAAUGUGCUCUGUGUGGGACGUUGCGCCCUGUCGCCGCCUCUGCCGUGGUGUUGUGGGCCGGACUCUCCCUGUUCGCUCCCAGACCACGAGGCUCCUGACGCUGGGGACGGCCAGCGGCACCGACCGCCGCCAAUGUGCUCUGCGUGCCCCACUCCGGCAGCGCGUGAAUGGCGUCUCAAAUGACCGAGGAAUACUGAAGCGAUUUGUACUGUCUGUGCGCCGCUGGUGGGCUAGAACGAGCCGCAGACUGUGUUGAGGGGUGCCUGAAGCGUCUGGGUAGCGAGCGCCCCGGAGGGGCCGCUGAGUGGCUGCGUGCGCUGCUGUACGCGCCACGUGCAGAUGUGCCGUGCGCCCCAUGAAAUGGAGACCAGCCUCCGCGCCACGUGCCGACCCCGUGUCACCGUUCACGCGAAGAAGUAGUCACUAAUCUGACACCUCUGUACGCUUUUGUAUUUAUUUUUGUACCUGUUCUAGUGGUCGAUAUUAUCCGCGCCGCCUGAGGCGCGGUGGUCGUGAACUCAGUUUCUCCUGUAUUGGUUUGGUUUCUUGGCAAGCGUCAGGCGUCCGUCGCGCCUGUCUGUGAACUGGCAAACGAUCACAUGCAUUAGCACGGGCGCAUCGCGCCACGGGGCCAGCCCGACGUGGAGCGCGACCGCGUCGGCAGACGAGGCGUGCGCAUGAUGCGUGUGCCGCUGCACCGCCGCAAGCGGGGGACUGAGGAUGACCUGGAGGCCUCCCGACCACCUCCGCGGUGGCGGCGUCGCCUUGGUCGCCUGCCCGCGCCGGGCUGGUGCGACCCCCGGCGGAUGGUCGGUGAGACCUCGGGUACCGCGUGCCGCGUGGUCGGACGCUCCGGUGCCGUGGCCGCCUGCGUGUGGACUCGGAGACGGCAGUACAGCGAUUUCGGUGAUCGGUUUCUUGUGACGAUCGCCACCGGCGUGUCUGGCCAAUAAACAGCUCGGUGCCGACCGCUGCCAGAA
Molecule: messenger RNA, 3123 nt
Organism: Pollicipes pollicipes
Lineage: Eukaryota; Metazoa; Arthropoda; Thecostraca; Pollicipedomorpha; Pollicipedidae
Product: verprolin
Exons: 5
Coding region: 32-670 (212 amino acids)
Molecular function (GO): DNA binding
Source: RefSeq, a predicted model, not a curated record